Messenger RNA from Tribolium castaneum (red flour beetle), 661 nucleotides. RefSeq names its product mitochondrial ribosomal protein S6 (gene mRpS6). The transcript is spliced from 3 exons. The record is from RefSeq and is a predicted model, not a curated record. Gene Ontology annotation, cellular component: mitochondrial small ribosomal subunit; ribosome. Lineage: Eukaryota; Metazoa; Arthropoda; Insecta; Coleoptera; Tenebrionidae. Bases 166 to 609 code for a protein of 147 amino acids. Gene Ontology annotation, biological process: translation. Gene Ontology annotation, molecular function: small ribosomal subunit rRNA binding; structural constituent of ribosome.
AGAUAAUUGAAACAGAAUUAUUUUACCUCUUGGCAUUGGUAGAAUAAAUUAUUUAAAAAAAAUUAGGUACCAACAAAGUGAAUUGUAAAGUCACUAAACACCUAAAUGACAAAUCAUAACCUCUAGUCUAGUUAAUUUUUCUUCAAUUUAAAAAAAUAAAUAAAUAUGAUUACAUACGAGUUGUGCCUCCUUUACAGAAUCAUGCCAAAGGCAGAACUGGCUUCCGUGGUCAAGAGAACCGCAAAUGCGAUUUUUGAAAAAGGUGGCAUUAUCAGGAAAUUGGAGCAUUUGGGGACUCGGGAUAUGCCGCAUAAAACGAGUAUACAUGGUCUAGUUCAUCAUAAGGCUAGUUACUUUUUAAUUGAAUUUAACGCUCCUCCAACGUGCAUUGAUACUUUAUCAGACGAGUAUAUGCGUGACGUGGAUAUUAUAAGGAAACGUAUAUAUAAGAAACAAGAAGUUAAGCCAUUUGAGUGUACUUUGCAUGAAGAUAUGCUGCCACCUCCAUAUCGUAAGAGCGUGCAAGAGUUAAUAGCACAAGCCAAAAAGUCAGAAAAGCCUAAGUUUAAAUAUAACACUGGUUUGGAUUAUUACCCGUUCCAAAAAUAAAUUUGGAACAAAAUGUAGAAUAAGUCUAGGGAAAUAAAACUUUUUGUAGUUA